UUGAACAAAACUGCUACAACUGAUUUGUUGAAGACGUUCGUUCCUCUGUUUGACAGAGUUCUUGUUGAGAAGUUUGCUCCCGAAACUAAGACGAAAGGCGGAAUAAUGCUUCCGGAAAAAUCGCAGGGAAAAGUGCUUGAAGCUACCGUGGUGGCGACCGGUGAAGGAGCUCGAGACGAAUCAGGGAAGAGAUUGCCAAUGACUAUUAAGCCUGGAGACAGAGUGCUUUUACCUGAAUACGGUGGUACGAAAAUUGCAGUAGAAUCCAAAUUCUGUUGCAAUUCUAGUUUUUAUCUUUUAGGAAUAUUUCAUAUUCAGAGAAAGCGAUAUCCUUGGAAAGUGGAAUGA
Molecule: messenger RNA, 348 nt
Organism: Soboliphyme baturini
Lineage: Eukaryota; Metazoa; Nematoda; Enoplea; Dioctophymatida; Soboliphymatidae
Source: the annotation of a GenBank genome assembly